Messenger RNA from Erpetoichthys calabaricus (reedfish), 5402 nucleotides. It is a transcript of the gene tmem169b, whose product is annotated as transmembrane protein 169b. The record is from RefSeq and is a predicted model, not a curated record. The coding region runs from base 300 to 1229 and encodes 309 amino acids. NCBI's taxonomy places the organism in Eukaryota, Metazoa, Chordata, Cladistia, Polypteriformes, Polypteridae. The transcript is spliced from 3 exons.
UCCCGCAGCUCUGCUGUGGCUGGCAGCGCCCGAGAGGCUGUGAGUGUGCGCCUUUCUCGUGUUUAUGCCCGUUAGGUUUGAACGAUGGUGACAGCGCCGUAAGCUGCGGUAUGGCAAUGUCCGGAUGUAUCACUCUCUUGGCCAUCGAGACAAGCUGUUUAAAUAAUGGUCGUGACAGACGACUGCUGCGCGAUAUACAGCGCCAUUAACAACUGAAGGUCAUCAAUAAGUGUUUAGUGGAAAAUGAGGUACAACAGGGUAACAUCUUGACGAUUUUCUGAUGAUUUGAACGGAAAGUAAUGCACACAGAAGCCUCCCAAGCUGUCAUCAUGGAACAAGUGAAGUCUAGGGGAGCAGAGAGCCCCCGUCUUGCUUCACUACGCCAGUCUGAUGCAAUUGGAAGCCAUUCAGAGGCAGAGGAAGUUGGAGUGGAGAAGCGAAAAAAACGAAAAAAGGAGCCAAGGCCAGAAUCCAUUAUUGUGUAUCGCUCAGAGGUUGAGAUGGUGUCAAGUGAAGAGCCAGGGAAAGAAGACACAGAAAAGAGUGGGGAUGAGGCGGCCAAGUUCUUGAGCACUCCAACCGGAGAAGGAAACUGGAAUCCUCCACUGGACGGCCGUUAUGUUACACUAACUGGGACAAUAACACGUGGCAAGAAGAAGGGCCAGAUGGUGGAUAUUCAUGUGACUUUGACAGAGAAGGAGCUUCAAGAGCUAGCAAAGUCCAAAGAGCCCCUCCAGACAGAAACAGACAAUGAGACGACAGAGAGAAGAAAGCAGGCCUGCCAGAUGGGGGUCAGCAAGGGUCCCCACGUUGUCUUCUGGAGCCUGGCUUGUGCUCCUGUGGUGUUUAUACUUUCCUUUGUAAUGUCCUUCUACUAUGGCACUAUCACCUGGUAUAAUAUUUUCUUGGUUUACAAUGAGGAACGAACGUUUUGGCACAAAAUAACCAUUUGUCCCUUUCUUAUCAUCUUUUACCCUAUUAUCAUUGUGGUAAUAUCUCUCUCUCUUGGUCUGUAUACUGCCAUCACACAGGUUUCAUGGGCUUUUGCUGAAUGGUGGAUUGCUGUCCGUGAUCUAGAGAAAGGCUUCUGUGGCUGGAUUUGCAGUAAGCUUGGCCUGGAGGACUGCUCUCCCUACAGUAUAGUAGAGCUUCUAGACUCAGACACCCUCUCGGGCAGCAUUCCAGGCAAAGGGGGUCCAGUUCAGGAGCUUGAAACAUCUGCAGUUUGAAAUUUUCUACACUUGUAAUGAUAGCUUACUGUAGGAAACCUUAAUAAUUGCUUUUGCUAUCCUCAUUGCGACUUUCCAUUUUAAUACAAAGUAAUUCAUAUUUCAAUAAAUGUUGCUCAUUCUCUCUGAAGUAUAAUAUUGCUGAUUCCAGAAUCUGUGGCCUUCUCAAACAAUGGUGCUGCCAUUUAACGCAAAGUUGCCAUUUGGUAGAUUUGCUUUAUAUGGCCAAGAAAGUGUCUGAUUAAGUGUGGGUCUUUCUUUUUGUAAAAAGACUAAUUGAAAUGUUUUCUAUAGAUAAAUUAACAUUGAGAAUGCCAAACCAACAGCAGCUAAGGAAUGCUUUGAUAUGGAGUAAGUAUGUAUGUACGUAAGAUUUCUUUUCCUGCAUGGGAGGUCAGCUAAUCAAUGGUUUUCUUUACAAUAGAACUGGACAGUGUAAACGAUGUAGGAGAAAAAUAUAUGGCACAUACUUGUCUAGGAUCACUGCGUAAGAUACCGACUGUGGCUUUCAGACAUCUCUUGGAUCCAUUCAACAUAGGAGAGUGUUUGGACAUGCAUUGUAUUUUCCACGGUCUGAGAUUAUGAUCUAUGAAGAAACUAACAAACAUAUUAAAAUGAUAAAUAUACUUUCUAUUUUUAUAUUAAAACUCUUAAUUCUUUGAUUUUCAAAUAUUGAUUUCAUAUCCAAAAUAGCAUGCCAAAGGCACAUUGGCCUCUUUUAAUGUCUUGUGCUGAAAAACGAUGUUGCUGUUAAAAGGCAUAAUGUAAAGUAUGCACUUCCACUGAUGAAAUAUGGAAUGACCUGAUCCUUUUUUGCUGUUUACUGAGUAUAUUUAGUGCUAUAUACUUUUUCAUGAACAGAAAACCUUCAUGAGGUCAGUUUAUGAGUAGAAGUUGUUAACGCUGACAUUUAUGAUGCUGGGUCUUACUUUCACCUUUCUUACUGUUGAAAUAAUGUUCUCUGUUAAUUUUUGAUUAUUAUACAGUAUAUAUACACUUAUAAGUGACUGAUAGUUGAGGAACUUUGUGUAAUGCUAAACAAAAUCACAGAUGACUUUUUGCAAAAUGUAGUGUAUUAUAUAAAAAUCUCUGAUUUUCCUAGAGAUGAAAGUUAUAGUAAAUAGGUAUAUGUCUUUGGUCUAACUGUCCUUCCUUCUUCCAGAUGUUUAAGCCUGUUCUGGUAAGGCAGUGCAGUGUUGAUAUCAAAGUAGGCAACAACUGAACCUUGCCUUGAAGAGGUUAACUGUACAUUGCAUGGCUAACAAAAUCUCAGCGACAUACACAUCCAUCCUUGGGAAAUCAAUGCAGAAUAUUAAUAAAAAUGUUUAUGGGCAGAAUCUUGGCAUAGUGAUUAGUGCUGUUGCCUUAUGGAUCCAGCAUUCUGUGAUUGAACCCAUUGACCAGUUGUUCUUAAAAUGGAGCUUGUCAGCCUUCCCCAUGUGUGUAUGGAUUUUUUUUUCCAGAAACUGUGGUUUUCCUUUUACAUUCUAAAGAUGUGAGUGUUAGGUUACUUCCGUAUUUGCCCUUUGUGGAUGUGGACAUGAAUGAAUGUUACAAAUGACUGGUGACCUGUCCGGGAACAGUUCCAGUUUUGCAUAGACAGGCACCACGUUCCUGUGUCCCUGAACUAGUAAAGUGGGUUAGAACCUGGAUAGAAUGAAACAUGUUUAAUUGGCUGACCCUUUUGUUAAGGUUCUACUUAUAUUUUAAUAUAUAAUCCUGUAUGACAGUCCUUGCAAGACUCUAUUUAUGUUGUGACUAGAUGCACCAUUAACAUCAAGUGAAUCAGGCAUAUGACAUCAUCUAUUCUUCAAUUAUUUGUUUUCCAGAGGCUGCUAAAUGGGAUGAAGUUGCUUAUUAGCCACUGUAUACAGUAUUAUUAUAAAGGUAGCUUUUUAUAGGACCAUCUCCACUACUAUCUUUUAUGUGCUAUUUUAUGAAUUAUAUGCAUUAUUUAUAUAGUUACAUAAAUCAACAAACAAAUCAGCUUUUAAGAAAAUGUCAACUCAUUGUUUGUAGAAAUAAAAUAUCUGUAGGAGACAAAUUGGCAGAAGCUUGCACUUAAUCUGUAGUAGAAAAAUUACUUAUUUGUACGUUAGAGCUUUCUUUUGCCGUUGAGGGAGAAUAUAGCCUGUGCUCCAGAAAUUACCAGGCCUUAGGCAUUCAUUACAGUGCUAAAAGAAAGAGGACUACUAAAGGGUAUGUUUGAAUGAAUUCAGCUACUGUAUUUUGAAGUGCAUAUUAUACUGCUGUUAGAUUAGUCUCUUUUCAAACAACACACAGAAUUCCCUUUACCACUUCAUAGUGUCUUUCUUUACAUUUUCAGCUUCCAAAUUACUAGCGUAAACACUGGCUUAUGGUUGUCAAUAUGAUAAACACUAUUAUUACCCUACACUUUAUGUUGUUCCUCAAACUAUUAUUUGUUGAUUUUUAGGGUUGUAGGUAUGAGCCCCCUUUUAGUUUUUGAUUUUGCAGUGCAUUUAAAUAAUUUUCUCCUUUAUUUAGCCAUCUUCAAAAGUUCACUUCUAAAAGCCAUUCAGACCCACAGUCUUGAAAGUUUUGAAAGAUUCAGGACUAUGGUUUUAAAGGUGUAACAAUCUUAUGUCCUAAUGCUUGCUUUUAAUAUUAAGCUCAAUUAACUUUUUUAGCAUGAUAAGAAAAAGGCACAUAAAAAUGUUCAGGCGAUACACAAAUAUACUGCUCAGUCACCUGAUGUUAUCCGUAAAAGACAGACAAAAAAUGGAGAAAGCAGAAUGUAGUAUUGAAAUCCUAACUGAUCCUAAAUAGAACUAUAAAAGAAAAGUAAAAAGGCCAUCCAAAGAUAAGCUUGACUCAUCUCCUAACUAUGUGCACUUGCCUAUAACAACUAAUCCCUAAUGGGUAAAAAUCUGAAAAAAAUCAAAACAGAUAUGAAGACAAACGCAAAAUGUGCUGGAAAAUCAUAGAUUAUGGCAUGUAAAGGAACUUUCAAACUAACCAGAACUUAGAAAUGGGAAAAGAACAUCACAUACAGUCUGGUUUCUAAAAAAAAAGAAGAGCUGACCAUCUUACCAGACUUCCAGGGCUGCACUGUAGUGGGGCAGAUUUGUUGCUCAUGACCACAUGAUCUCAGAAAGCAAGUCACAUAAUCAUGUCAUAUGACAUGAUAAUAUGGUGGCCAUCUUGGACUGCCAGACAAAAUAAUACAGAUUGAAAAAUAAGGUUAAUAAACAACAGUGGCAAAAUAGAGUGCCAAAUGCACUUCAGUGGUUAUAGAACCUAAAUACUAACAUUUGUCUGAGUUAGUUGCUCAAAUCAACUACAGCAGCAUUUCAUUGUAGCCAAUCUAUUAAUAAUGGGCAAAAUGAGCAUCAUAUAAAAAUUACCAUUUAAUUACACAACUUGUAUCCCAAGCUGUGAACUCAGAAGGUUCCAAAAAGUUUCACUGUCUGCAAGCAGAUUUUCUAUGACAUUUAGCAAACCCGAGUUCCUUACAAAAGUUUGGUUCACAGAAUUCUAGUACUUUAUAUUCUGCUUCUUUUAGUGCCUGUGAUACAUUCUGCUUAAACACAUAGUUCAGUUCCAAAAAAUGAAAUGGUAGCAAGUAAGAUCCAUGCGGACAAGCUGCCUCUUUACUUUUUACUUUUUCUAUGUCAGAUUUUUACAGUUAAGAAAAGCAAAAUAGCAAAUAUUAAUAAGCCUACUAUAAAAUUUGGACUAAGCUGUCUCAACAACAAUACAUCGAUUUGCUACUUUUCAUAACUCUAAAUUCACCACAUAGGUGCAGAAAAAAUAAAAACUUCAAGCUAGCUUUGGAGUCCAAACACAACCAAUAGUACCUGGUUACAAUGAAAAUCCACAGCUACUGAGAUUAAGUAAUCCAGGCCAAAUAUGUACAUUUAAAUAACUUUGGCAUGAUCUGCUAUCUGUAGAUCCCCUAACACAGGGAGAGUGAGAGAGAUGCAGAAGUAUUUAUAUAUUUUUGUAUCAAUCAGAAUUUAGUGUACGUGAUUGUGUGUUGGGUUCUCUCUAAAUUUGUUCAGGGUUUUAUAGACACAUCUGAUGUAAGCUUCAGAUAAUGCAAUAUAUACAGUAUAUAUGCAGAACGUUUUCAAGAAACACAUUAGAGAACUCCAUUCAUGGCAUUGUGGAACACUGACUACAAGAUCAAUUAGGCUUUUCCUAAAAACAAAA